UUGUGGUCACUCUCGUGACGUUAGCUUGUGGCUCUCUGUUUUGACAAGUAAAUAGCUACUGUAGCUUGUUGUCAACCACAUUUACAUUUACGUCAUUUAGCAGACGCUCUUAUCCAGAGCGACUUACAAAUAGGACAUUACUCGCUAUCAACAAGGAUCGAUAGCUAUCUAGCUAAACCUCCAAUAUAACAGUAGACGUGGAAACGUCUGAUUUGUGGCGGCUCUUUUAUAAUUCACCUGCUGCUAACGUCCAGCUAACUGUUGAUAGCUAGCUAACGAACUAGCUAGCUAUUUAGUAACAAUAGUGAUUAGUUAGCUAGCGAAAUAGCGUUUUAAAUAACAUUAGCAUCAGAGCAGCUACCAUUGCUACAUUGAUUGAUUGAUUGAUCCGCACAUUUCCUCUUGACAUUGGGAUUCGGAAGCUAGAAGAACAGUAUUUAAAGAGCAUGUCUACCUCCAACUUCAAAACCAAAUGUGUCACUCAAGUGAAUUGCAUAUAUUGUGAGAGUCUACUCUGCACAAGAGGAAUGAAGGCAGUACUUCUCGCAGACACAGAAAUUGAGCUAUUCUCUACUGACAUACCGCCCAACAGGUAAGCAAUAAAACCACUAUGUUCUUAUGAAAUUAUCACUGAAUGUGAGGAAUGAGUUGUGACAAAUGAGCUAAUGACGGUUAUGGUUUCUAUGGGGAUCUCUCAUCACUGUCAGUUUUUUGGAGGUGUUCAUAACUUCAUAUGUUGAGUGUUUGUGAUACUGUGAGAUAUAGGAAAUACGUAAUAAAGCAACACAAGUUCUUACCCAUUAUCUCCCUCUAUGGCUAGAAUGAGUUGGUGCCCCUAUGUUCUUUCUAACAAUCCCCAUAACACCCCCCACCCCCUCUUCUAGAACUGUUGACUUUGUGGCCAGCUGCUACUCUACAGAGAGCUGCAAAUGCAAACUGAGAGACAUCGCCUGCCUGAAAUGGUAUGUAUGUAACUUUAUUGUAAACACAGAUUUGCCUACUCACAUUACACUAAACAGUUUGCAUUCAUUAUUUAUGUGAUUUGUGGUUACAAAAUAGCAUUACUAGACAGACAAUUGUUGUGGCUGUUUUAUUAAUAUUUACCUUAAAACAUGCUAAUGUUUGCAAAUGUUCAUGUCUUCAGUUGGAAAGUUUUUCAGCCAGCAGUUUGUUGGGUACAGUGAGGCUUUUGUCAGGCACCCUUUGUAUCCCCAGGGCUUUGUUGUUGUACACAGAAACACAUCGGUCAGAUAAUAGACACCUACUGAUAGAGUUAGCACUUUCACAGGUGCUCGCUAUAAAACGCUGACUUUUUUAAAUCUAUCUCUCUCCCUCCCCCAUAUAUUUUUCCCUUUUCUCUAUUUCCCACUCCCUCUCUCUCUCUACUUCCCCCUUCUCUCUCUAUCCCCCUCUCCAGUGGUAAUUUUGUGGGGUAUCACGUGGUAGCCCCAUGUAAGCCCUGCCUGCUGUCCUGUAACAAUGGCCAUUUCUGGAUGUUUAACAGUGAUGCUGUGUCCACCCUUAACAGGCUGGAUGCUACAGGUUAGAACUCCUUCACUCACUGUCUCCAAGCUCACUGACCUCUGGGUGAACCCAUUUGAAUUCAAUCACUUUUUGACAGAACCCCUUUUGAGGUCAACAACAUUUUCCAUACAUACUUGCCCAUUGUAGAAGUGCUCAGAAAGUUACUUUUCUGACCUGAAUGCCAAAACAUUCAAGAGAUAAAGGUGCUCAAAGUUGAUCGAAAAGAUGGACGGUUGAGAUGGAUAUCAUUUAAAAGCUUACAAACAGUGUUGUCCAACUAUUUUAUAAUUUCAGGAAAAAAAUGUUUUUAAUAAAACAAUUAUCUAAAAACGCAUAAACUCUGAUUUUGUUAAUAUUCGCAUAUAUUUUAGCUUGGACCCUAUUUUACAUCAUCUAAGGUUAUUUGUGUUGUACCCGCCAUCGAUUGAGACACAACAUGCUCUUGAAUACAGGGUGGGUGUCAUGUUUUGGCUGAUUUAAUGUACUAAAAUGGGAAUACAAUAGAAAUGUCAACUUUCAAGUGGUAUCAAAAAGAUGGUUGGAGAUCCACACAUCAGAGAAUGUUGACUUGAAUGGGAGUAUCUGUUGUCAAUCCUACAUAGGAAAUCAUAGAAAUAUAGAUAAUAGAUUAGACAUGAUCAUUUAAGUUGACAUUUGACGGUGGGUGGACCGGCUGUCAUCUUUGUGUUACUAAUUUAAAUUUCAAUGGUGUACCAGCUAAAUUGCAGUGGUCUGAAGGGAUAGGUCCAUUCGAUUACUUAUUUUUCUAUGAUUUAAAUGCGCCCAACCUGUAUUCAAGAGGAUGUUGUGUCUCAACCGAUGGCGGGUACUACACAAAAAACAAAGAUUAUGUGAAAUAGGCUCUAAGCUACAACAUGACUGCGAAAAUGUUUACACGUUUUUAGAUAAUUGCGGUUUAAAAAUGGCAAGAAAUAAUAAAAUAAUUUGUCAACACUAUUGGUAAGCUUUUAAAUGAUAGCAAACUCAGCCACUUAUAUUUUCCAGUGAUUAAGACAUGGAUGUCUCAUGGUAUGGUGGGGUAUGCAAAAUGGUUCAACUUUGAGCACCUUCAUCUCCUGAAUGUUUUGGCGUUCAGGUCCAAAAAGCCACUUGAUGACUGCUUCUUCCAUGGGCAAACAUAUGGAAAGUGUUUUUUUUAUUUUGUUUGUUUUUUAUCAAAAGGGAUGCUGUCAAAAAGUUACGGAAUUCAAAUGGAUUUACUCCACUUACCUAUCGAGGAACCAUACAGACCGUAUUCUGAGAGGACUGUCCUUAAACCAUAUUUAGUCAAAGUAAUAAACAUGUAAAGAAUAAUUACCCUAAAUGCACAGUUUGUGAAAAGAUACCGAUACCCCCUAAGGCUAAGCAACACUGACUGACUCGCCACAUUGCAACGUGUGUGGCGUUAUGUGUUUACUCUUCCGAUCUCCACUACCUCAUGACUUAGCACAUAGUCCCUCCUAUAGCUCAGUUGGUAGAGCAUGGCGCUUGCAACGCCAGGGUUGUGGGUUCGAUUCCCACGGGGGGCCAGUAUGAAAAAUGUAUGCACUCACUAACUGUAAGUCGCUCUGGAUAAGAGCGUCUGCUAAAUGACUAAAAUUUAAAAUAGAAACGCAGAAGUUGAAUUAUUUGGGGAGGACAUGCAAAGCCUGAAAGCCAGCCUGUUUCUACUUUAGCCAAUUUGUUAUUGACUUAGCUUGUCGGCAAGAAAAUACUGUUCCUUAAACUGCACAUGCACACACAAACUCUGCGUCUUCUGUUGCAGGUUUGAACCUAUUGCUGUGGGGAGACCUUCCCGAGCUAGAGGACAGCGAGAACGAGGGAUCAGACAGCCCAUCGGAGGAGGAGUGCAUCAGGUAGAGGGAGAUGGAUGACAGAUGGAAGAGAAACAGAAGAGAGGCCUUACCCUGUGACCAUAUCCCCCCUUCCCAACAUAUGCCCAUUAGAAGCACACAACCCCCUCAUGUUCUUAUCUCUCUCUCUCUCUCUCUC
Molecule: messenger RNA, 3516 nt
Organism: Coregonus sp. 'balchen'
Lineage: Eukaryota; Metazoa; Chordata; Actinopteri; Salmoniformes; Salmonidae
Source: the annotation of a GenBank genome assembly